AUGGCGCCGAACAACAAUGCUGAAAUUGAGCCGAAAGCUCUAUGGAUCCUUGACGAACAGGAAUGUCAAUGUGAUGACAACGGAUGCGGAAUGGACUUCGAUUUGUCCUAUCUUUAUGAAUACAAUGUUCUGAACAACUUGAGCGCUAAAUAUGCUGCGAUCAUCAUGGAUGCUAAAACAACUUGGCUUUUUGACGAGUUCGAAAGCAUGGAACAACAAGAGUUCUUCGAGCCAGAAGUUCACCUGGAAUUCCUUGAAGACCGCUCAAUUUUGUUGAAUCUGGGAAAGAAAUAUGUCUUCGCCCUCAAGAAGGAUUCUGACAACAUCAUGAGCUUCGGACCAAAGAAGGAUUCUGACAACAGCUUCGGACCCAAGAAGGAUUCUGACAGCAGCUUCGGACCCAAGAAGGAUUCUGACAGCAGCUUCGGACCAAAGAAGGAUUCUGACAGCAGCUUCGGACCCAAGAAGGAUUCUGACAGCAGCUUCGGACCCAAGAAGGAUUCUGACAACAUCAUGAGCUUCGGACCAAAGAAGAAUUCUGACAGCAGCUUCGGACCCAAGAAGGAUUCUGACAGCAGCUUCGGACCAAAGAAGGAUUCUGACAGCAGCUUCGGACCAAAGAAGGAUUCUGACAACAUCAUGAGCUUCGGACCAAAGAAGGAUUCUGACAGCAGCUUCGGACCCAAGAAGGAUUCUGACAGCAGCUUCGGACCCAAGAAGGAUUCUGACAACAUCAUGAGCUUCGGACCAAAGAAGGAUUCUGACAGCAGCUUCGGACCCAAGAAGGAUUCUGACAGCAGCUUCGGACCAAAGAAGGAUUCUGACAGCAGCUUCGGACCAAAGAAGGAUUCUGACAGCAGCUUCGGACCCAAGAAGGAUUCUGACAGCAGCUUCGGACCCAAAAAGGAUUCUGACAACAUCAUGAGCUUCGGACCAAAGAAGGAUUCUGACAGCAGCUUCGGACCCAAGAAGGAUUCUGACAGCAGCUUCGGACCAAAGAAGGAUUCUGACAGCAGCUUCGGACCAAAGAAGGAUUCUGACAACAUCAUGAGCUUCGGACCAAAGAAGGAUUCUGACAGCAGCUUCGGACCCAAGAAGGAUUCUGACAGCAGCUUCGGACCCAAGAAGGAUUCUGACAACAUCAUGAGCUUCGGACCAAAGAAGGAUUCUGACAGCAGCUUCGGACCCAAGAAGGAUUCUGACAGCAGCUUCGGACCAAAGAAGGAUUCUGACAGCAGCUUCGGACCAAAGAAGGAUUCUGACAGCAGCUUCGGACCCAAGAAGGAUUCUGACAGCAGCUUCGGACCCAAAAAGGAUUCUGACAACAUCAUGAGCUUCGGACCAAAGAAGGAUUCUGACAGCAGCUUCGGACCCAAGAAGGAUUCUGACAGCAGCUUCGGACCAAAGAAGGAUUCUGACAGCAGCUUCGGACCAAAGAAGGAUUCUGACAACAUCAUGAGCUUCGGACCAAAGAAGGAUUCUGACAGCAGCUUCGGACCCAAGAAGGAUUCUGACAGCAGCUUCGGACCAAAGAAGGAUUCUGACAGCAGCUUCGGACCAAAGAAGGAUUCUGACAACAUCAUGAGCUUCGGACCAAAGAAGGAUUCUGACAGCAGCUUCGGACCCAAGAAGGAUUCUGACAGCAGCUUCGGACCCAAGAAGGAUUCUGACAACAUCAUGAGCUUCGGACCAAAGAAGGAUUCUGACAGCAGCUUCGGACCCAAGAAGGAUUCUGACAGCAGCUUCGGACCAAAGAAGGAUUCUGACAGCAGCUUCGGACCAAAGAAGGAUUCUGACAGCAGCUUCGGACCCAAGAAGGAUUCUGACAGCAGCUUCGGACCCAAAAAGGAUUCUGACAACAUCAUGAGCUUCGGACCAAAGAAGGAUUCUGACAGCAGCUUCGGACCCAAGAAGGAUUCUGACAGCAGCUUCGGACCAAAGAAGGAUUCUGACAGCAGCUUCGGACCAAAGAAGGAUUCUGACAACAUCAUGAGCUUCGGACCAAAGAAGGAUUCUGACAGCAGCUUCGGACCCAAGAAGGAUUCUGACAGCAGCUUCGGACCCAAGAAGGAUUCUGACAACAUCAUGAGCUUCGGACCAAAGAAGGAUUCUGACAGCAGCUUCGGACCCAAGAAGGAUUCUGACAGCAGCUUCGGACCAAAGAAGGAUUCUGACAGCAGCUUCGGACCAAAGAAGGAUUCUGACAACAUCAUGAGCUUCGGACCAAAGAAGGAUUCUGACAACAGCUUCGGCCCAAAGAAGGAUUCGGACAACAGCUUCGGACCAAAGAAGGAUUCGGACAACAGCUUCGGACCAAAGAAGGAUUCUGACAACAGCUUCGGCCCAAAGAAGGAUUCGGACAACAGCUUCGGACCAAAGAAGGAUUCUGACAACAGCUUCAGACCAAAGAAGGAUUCUGACAACAGCUUCGGAUCAAAGAAGGAUUCUGACAACAGCUUCGGCCCAAAGAAGGAUUCUGACAACAGCUUCGGACCAAAGAAGGAUUCUGACAACAUCAUGAGCUUCGGACCAAAGAAGGAUUCUGACAACAGCUUCGGCCCAAAGAAGGAUUCGGACAACAGCUUCGGACCAAAGAAGGAUUCGGACAACAGCUUCGGACCAAAGAAGGAUUCUGACAACAGCUUCGGCCCAAAGAAGGAUUCGGACAACAGCUUCGGACCAAAGAAGGAUUCUGACAACAGCUUCGGACCAAAGAAGGAUUAUGACAGCAGCUUCGGACCAAAGAAGGAUUCGGACAACAGCUUCGGACCCAAGAAGGAUUCAUCAUUCGUGACCAUUGGAAAAAAGAACGGCGUUUCAAAUCUGGUGCUCCAUCAAAACGGCAAUGUCUUGUACAAAUUGUAUACUAGCUGCGCGACUUCAAUGGUUGCGACAAACACGAAUUUCACUUCAAACUUCUCAAAACUCUCAUUUAAUCAUUCAAUCAUUUGUUAA
Molecule: messenger RNA, 2955 nt
Organism: Caenorhabditis bovis
Lineage: Eukaryota; Metazoa; Nematoda; Chromadorea; Rhabditida; Rhabditidae
Source: the annotation of a GenBank genome assembly